CGCGAGACCUCCAUUGCAACCAAUUGAGAUUUACGGGCAGAGUCAUCCCUUAAUACAAGGCAUACUGUAUGGUAUCUCAGGCUUUCAGAGCAUCAUUUUAGACUACAUACCAGAUACAGCAACUUAUAUCAUCACAUCUCAUCUCACGCAAGCCAAAGAAGUUUGGAGCCUUCUCUACUAGCUCCCUCAGACUAUUCAGGGGUUGGGAGCUUGAGCCCCCUCCAGGAGAGGCGAAACCACUAGGGAGGACGACAGCUCCGUGGGUAGAGCAGCUGCUUUGUAUGCCGAAGUUCCUUCCCCAAAGGAAUCUCCAGGGCCAGGGGGCCUUCUCUGAAAGAGUUGAGAGGGCUAGGAGAGACUUCCUGCCUGAAACCCUGGAGAGCUGCUGCCGGCCAGUGCGGACAGCACUGAGCUAGACGGACCCCAGUGCUCUAACGCAGUACAGGGCAGGAGCUCCCCGUCUUCCUCUGUUCUCUGCAAUGCCGCUUUCCUCCUCGGCUCCCUCUUUGAAAGAUCAUCAGGCUGCUUGACUUCGUGAGGGUUAAAAUAAACGAAUCCAGAUUCCUAGAGAGGAAAGAGCAAGAGGAGGUGCAGUAGCCUUCAAAGAAAAUGCGGCUUCUCUCCCUCUGACAUCACUUCCUGCCUGGCUCUUCCUUGGGAGAAAGUUUGAUUCGCCGUUAAACGCCCGCAGUAGCAGCAGCAGAAGAAGCAGCAGCAGAGCUGCAGUGUCGGUGGGGCCUGGCAAGCCCCUUGUCCCUCUUGGGUGUUUGGGCGAAGGAGAGUUCCAGGACCGCUGGAGAGGGCGGAGAGGAGGGACCCCAGGUCGGGGGAGCGCGGAGGCGGCUGGAGACAGAUUGGAGCCCCGGUCGGUGAAGGCAGAGAAACGGCUGGAGGGCCCACGACAGCAAGGGAGACGCACACCCCCCUUUGGCUUCUCUCAUAGAAUAAGUGGACGUGCUCCUUCUGAACGUGGCCUCAGAAUGCUGAAAACCAUUCCCAGAAGCAGAGAAGGGAUGAGGACCCCGUGAAAGACCAAGAGAUCAAAUAUGGAACAGCAAGACCCAGCUACCCCUGAAGCAGGACUUGGCCCUGAUGCCAUCAAGACUGGGACCUGUGUGGAGGAAUUCCUGGGGGGAAAUGUGCAGAACAUCUUGGGGGAGAACCCCCUCAGCUCAGAUGUGCAGCACCAGCAGUUCCGGCGUUUCCGCUACCAAGAGGCUGAGGGCCCCCGAGAGGCUUGCAGCCGACUCCACCUUCUUUGCCGUGAGUGGCUGAAGCCAGAGCGACACACAAAGAACCAGAUCCUGGACCUGGUGAUCCUGGAGCAGUUCCUGGCUGUCCUGCCCCCAGAGAUGGAGAGCUGGGUAAGGGAAUGUGGGGCUGAGACCAGUUCCCAGGCUAUAGCCCUGGCAGAAGGUUUCCUCCUGAGCUGGGCAGAGGACAAGAAGCAGGAAGAGCAGCAGGGAAAGGGUCUCUAUGCAGAAAUAGGAACUGAUUUCCCUGAGGCACAGAGGACUCCAUCGGACCCCAGGCAGAGGCUUCUGGGGGAUGGAGUCAUGUCAGCAAGACCUACUAAAUCGUCUCCACUUUCUGGUGGAGGAGAAGCUGUUGCUAUCACCCCAGAUCAGGAUCCAGUGUCUUUGGAGGAUGUGGCUGUGAAUUUCACAGAAGAGGAGUGGGCUUUAAUGAAUCCUGACCAGAGAGCUCUACAUAGCGAAGUCAUGGGGGGGAUUUGUGGGACUCUGUCCUGUCUUGAAGAUGACAAGAGGAAAGCCAAGAGGAAGGGAGAACUAUGUGGGAAAGAGAGACGGGAAAGAAACAGAUCUGAAAAAAGGGAAGAGCAGAGAAGGAAUCCUGAAGCAGAAGAGAAAAGGAGGAAGAAAUCUUGCGCUUCUCAGGACAGUGGCUACCAUAAAACUGCCAUCCGAGAAAAAACAUAUCAAAGAAGGAGAAGAAAUAAAUAUUUUCGUUGUUUGAAAAAUCUGAAUUCUAAAAGAAAAUGUAAAGCCUACUACAAAAACCAGAAAAGGGAGAAACCAUAUCAAUGUUUGGAAUGUGAAAGGAGGUUUAGUUACAAGGCAAGUCUCAUUUUGCAUCAAAGAAUUCAUGCUGGAGAGAAACCAUAUAAGUGCUUAGAAUGUGGAAAGAGCUUCAGCAGGAAAAAACAUCUCACUUCCCAUCAAAGGAUUCACACCGGGAAGAAACCAUAUAAGUUCUUGGAAUGUGGAAAGAACUUCUGGUGGAAACACCUACUCACUGCCCACCGAAGAAUUCACACCGGGCAGAAACCAUAUGAGUGCUUAGAAUGUGGAAAGAGCUUCAGCAGGAAAAAACAUCUCACUUCCCAUCAAAGUAUUCACACCGGGAAGAAACAAUAUAAGUGCUUAGAAUGUGGAAAGAGCUUUACUUGGAAACAAGAACUCACUUUCCAUCAAAGAAUUCACGCUGGAGAGGAACCAUAUAAGUGCUUUGAAUGUGGAAAGAGCUUCAGUUGGAAAAACCAACUCACUGCCCAUCAAAGUAAUCACACUGGGGAGAAACUGUAUGAAUGCUUGGAAUGUGGAAAGAGCUUCAGCUGGGAAAACAAACUCACUGCCCACCAAAAAAUUCACACCGGGCAGAAACCAUAUGAGUGCCUAGAAUGUGGAAAAAGCUUCCAUCAGAAGACACAUCUGACUUCCCAUCAAAGAAUUCACACUGGAGAGAAACCAUAUAAGUGCUUAGAAUGUGGAAAGAGCUUCCACCAGAAGACAAAUCUGACUUCCCAUCAAAGAAUUCACACUGGAGAGGAACCAUAUAAGUGCUUAGAAUGUGGAAAGAGCUUCAGAAGGAAACAAGCACUCACUUCCCAUCAAAGAAUUCACACUGGGGAGAAACCGUAUAAAUGCUUAGAAUGUGGAAAGAGCUUCCAUCAGAAGACAAAUCUGACUUCCCAUCAAAGUAUUCACACUGGGGAGAAACCGUAUAAAUGCUUAGAAUGUGGAAAGAGCUUCAGUUGGAAACAGCAACUCACUGCCCAUCAAAGAAUUCACACUGGGGAGAAACCGUAUAAAUGCUUAGAAUGUGGAAAGAGCUUCCGUCAGAAGACACAUCUGACUUCCCAUCAAAGAAUUCACACUGGAGAGAAACCAUAUCAGUGCUUAGAAUGUGGAAAGAGCUUUACUUGGAAACAAGCACUCACUUCCCAUCAAAGAAUUCACACUGGGGAGAAACCACAUAAAUGCUUAGAAUGUGGAAAGAGCUUCAGCCAGAAGACAAAUCUGACUUCCCAUCAAAGAAUUCACACUGGAGAGGAACCAUAUAAGUGCUUAGAAUGUGGAAAGAGCUUCAGUUGGAAAAACCAACUCACUGCCCAUCAGAGUAAUCACACUGGGGAGAAACUGUAUAAAUGCUUAGAAUGUGGAAAGAGCUUCAGCUGGAAAGAGCAACUCGCUGCCCAUCAAAGUAUUCAUACUGGGGAGAAACCGUAUAAAUGCUUAGAAUGUGGAAAGAGCUUCAGUUGGAAACAGCAACUCACUGCCCAUCAAAGUAUUCAUACUGGGGAGAACCCAUAUAAAUGCUUAGAAUGUGGAAAGAGCUUCAGCUGGAAAGAGCAACUCGCUGCCCAUCAAAGUAUUCACACUGGGGAGAAACCGUAUAAAUGCUUAGAAUGUGGAAAGAGCUUCAGUUGGAAACAGCAACUCACUGCCCAUCAAAGAAUUCACACUGGGGAGAAACCGUAUAAAUGCUUAGAAUGUGGAAAGAGCUUCCGUCAGAAGAAAAAUCUGACUUCCCAUCAAAGAAUUCACACUGGAGAGAAACCAUAUAAGUGCUUAGAAUGUGGAAAGAGCUUCCAUCAGAAGAUAAAUCUGACUUCCCAUCAAAGAAUUCACACUGGAGAGGAACCAUAUAAGUGCUUAGAAUGUGGAAAGAGCUUCCAUCAGAAGACACAUCUGACUUCCCAUCAAAGUAUUCACACUGGAGAGAAACCGUAUAAAUGCUUAGAAUGUGGAAAGAGCUUCCGUGAGAAGAAAAAUCUGACUUCCCAUCAAAGAAUUCACACUGGGGAGAACACAUAUAAGUGCUUAGAAUGUGGAAAGAGCUUCAGUUGGAAACAGCAACUCAUUGCCCAUCAAAGUAUUCACACUGGGGAGAAGCCAUAUAAAUGCCUGGAAUGUGGAAAGGGCUUCACUAGAAAUUCCUCUCUCACUUUGCAUCAAAGAAUUCACAAAGGGGAGAAACCAUAGAACUGCUUGGAAUGUGGAAAGAGCUUCACAAGUAGCACAAGUCUAUUGUCUAUUGUCAUGUUCACCGCCCAGAGAGCUAUUGCUAGUCGGGCGGUAUAUAAAUUUAAUAAAUAAAUAAAUAAAAUAAAUUUCAGAAAUGGGGAGACCAUAUUAUGAGUGUAGAACGGGGUUGCCGACCUGUUGCCUGUGUUUUGGAGGCCUGUGGAGACCUUCACUAGCAUCCCCCAAUGCCCCUGCACUCUGGGAUGUUAGAAUAGAGAUCCGGCCUUCCUCUGUGUGAUCCUGGCCCCCCUCCCCUUUUCAGACGACACUGUCCUCACCCAGAACCUAUCUGCCCUUUCUUUGUAGAGUGAAUUUGGAUUUUCCCAAAAUAAAAAUACAAAUGCAAUCCACUGCUCCCUGGUUUUGUCCAGGCCUGAGUUUGUCAUGUCCAUUAAUUUUUAUGGAUCCACUCUGAGGUGAAAGUUGGGUGCAACCCACAUACUAUUUUUUGACCCUUUUCUGCACACCUGUGUUAUUUGCCCCGCCUCAGUCAGCUU
Molecule: messenger RNA, 4765 nt
Organism: Rhineura floridana
Lineage: Eukaryota; Metazoa; Chordata; Lepidosauria; Squamata; Rhineuridae
Product: zinc finger protein 420-like
Exons: 7
Coding region: 1047-4226 (1059 amino acids)
Biological process (GO): regulation of DNA-templated transcription
Molecular function (GO): DNA-binding transcription factor activity, RNA polymerase II-specific; RNA polymerase II cis-regulatory region sequence-specific DNA binding
Source: RefSeq, a predicted model, not a curated record